AUGCGUCUAGACUUGUUGGCCGUUCUAAAACGGAGGAAGAAACCAUCGUAUAAUCAUGAAAGAAAACUAGGUUACAGAGAUGACCAGGAAGUUUCCACAAAAUUUAUCUUUGCAGAGCAUUGCCUGCAAGGUAACGCUGUAUACUUGAAGGUUGGAGUUGAUACUGAAAUACCCGCAAGAAACCUUCCACUGAAACUCCCCAACGGCCUAUCAUUGACGUAUGGUGAAAUACUCGGGCUGGUGGGCGAUCUUUACGGGACAGAUCAACCUAUUAGUGAUGGUGUUACCCAAAAUGAGCAACAUCAUAGGUUUCUGAAAGCGUUCGAUACACUGGCAAAUGAUACCAAAUAUGCUCCGGAAGAGGCCCCUAAACUUCUUGAUAUACUUCAUGAUGAAAUGGAGGAAAUCAAGAAGGCCAUACAGGCUGGAAAGCCGGCAUCGGAAGUCCAUAAUCGACUGAAAGUCGAUUUAGGGAAAAGCCUUGGAUUCGCAACUCUAUUCCGACCCAGUGGGAUACCAUCCUUCUUAGGUCUUGCUUUGAUCAACUUCGACCAUUUUGGUACAGAUUCAGAGACAGCGUAUAAUACUGGUCACAAUGCUGCUAUCCAAUAUGCUUUGCGUACGGACAGUGACCUGGCGGUGGCAUAUGCUAUGAAUGCCUUUGCAGACCAUUUCCUACACGACCAUUUUUCUUCCGGUCAUCUACGUGUUCCCCGCCGUCAGCUUCAUGGCAGUACUUUGAACUCUGCAGAUGCUUGUUCUAAGCUUAUGCACGACGAAGAUAGCUGCAUCGGCUUGAAAGUCAGCAAUCAGGAUGGGGAUUCAUGGACCGCAUAUGGUGACUCACGAUUGCUUGACGACGUGAGUAAACGGCACCGAGAAAUAUUCAUAAAAGCCCAACAAGCAUCAGUAGAUGAGGUAUUCCAGGCUUGGAGAGAUAAAGUCGUACCACCAACGUUUAAGGCAUGGAAAUAUGCGCCUACCAUCGAAUCCGCCUUGUCACCUCAUCAGCCUCUUGCUCCGUUGUUCGUUAUGUCUACAGGAGAAGACAAGAAACCAGUGCUGCUGAGAAGACGAAAUAUAGACCACGAUUUUCACGUGACCCCUUUGCGCCCGGGCCCCUGCGCAGGCCAACGUAAGCUAAACGGAAGCUUCAACCUCAGUGACAUAUCUCUUCAACUCUGCACAUCAACAAAAUUCUCCCAACCAUACCACGCCAACCUGCUAUUUCUGCCUUCGCUUUUCACCAUGGCCGAUAAGCUGCGUACCCUUCAAAAUCUCGAGGCACUUCAGGCCCGCUACAUUGGCACAGGACACGCUGAUACAACCAAGUACGAAUGGACAUCCAACAUUAUCCGUGACAGCUACGCAUCUUACAUUGGACAUCCACCGCUUCUCCAAUACAUGUCCAUCGGCAUGGGCGAAUCAAAGGAAAAAGUUCGAGCCUCGAUGGUUGAGAAGAUAGUCCGAGGAGCAGGGAAUCCGCCCGAUGUGAGUUGCCAUCCAGUCUCUACUUGGUGUUACCCGUUGAAAAGUCAAGAAAGUCAAGAAGCUAACAUGGUCAUGAUGGCAAUAGACAAGUGA
Trichophyton verrucosum HKI 0517 is the source of this 1584-nucleotide messenger RNA. RefSeq lists its product as uncharacterized. NCBI's taxonomy places the organism in Eukaryota, Fungi, Ascomycota, Eurotiomycetes, Onygenales, Arthrodermataceae. The coding region runs from base 1 to 1584 and encodes 527 amino acids. The transcript has 4 exons. The record is from RefSeq and is a predicted model, not a curated record. Gene Ontology annotation, cellular component: precatalytic spliceosome; U2 snRNP. Gene Ontology annotation, biological process: mRNA splicing, via spliceosome.